Messenger RNA from Lynx canadensis (Canada lynx), 1541 nucleotides. It is a transcript of the gene DMRT3, whose product is annotated as doublesex and mab-3 related transcription factor 3. NCBI's taxonomy places the organism in Eukaryota, Metazoa, Chordata, Mammalia, Carnivora, Felidae. Gene Ontology annotation, molecular function: RNA polymerase II cis-regulatory region sequence-specific DNA binding; protein binding; DNA-binding transcription factor activity, RNA polymerase II-specific. The record is from RefSeq and is a predicted model, not a curated record. Gene Ontology annotation, biological process: male sex differentiation; regulation of transcription by RNA polymerase II. Bases 1 to 1440 code for a protein of 479 amino acids. Gene Ontology annotation, cellular component: nucleus. The transcript is spliced from 2 exons.
AUGAACGGCUACGGCUCCCCCUACCUGUACAUGGGCGGCCCGGUGUCGCAGCCGCCGCGGGCGCCCCUGCAGCGCACGCCCAAGUGCGCGCGUUGCCGCAACCACGGCGUGCUGUCCUGGCUCAAGGGCCACAAGCGCUACUGCCGCUUCAAGGACUGCACCUGUGAGAAGUGCAUCCUCAUCAUCGAGCGGCAGCGGGUCAUGGCAGCGCAGGUGGCGCUGCGCAGGCAGCAGGCCAACGAGAGCCUCGAGAGCCUCAUCCCGGACUCCCUGCGCGCCCUGCCGGGACCCCCGCCGCCGGGGGACGCCGCCGCCGCCCCGCAGCCGCCGCCGACCUCGCAGCCUUCUCAGCCGCCGCCGCCGCCGCCGCCGCCGCCGCCGCGCCCCGCAGCCGAGUUGGCUGCGGCCGCCGCGCUGCGCUGGGCCGCCGAGUCCCAGCCCGGGGCGUUGCAGGCGCCCCUCGCCAAGCCAGAUCUGACUGAAGAACGACUGGGGGACAGCAGCUCGGCUGAUAACACAGAGACCUUCAGCGACAAAGACGCCGACCAGAGGAGCUCCCCGGAUGUGGCCAAAAGUAAGGGCUGCUUCACCCCCGAGAGCCCCGAGAUCGUGUCGGUGGACGAAGGCGGCUACGCGGUCCAGAAAAACGGCGGGAACCCGGAGAGCCGCCCCGACAGCCCCAAGUACCACGCGGAGCAGAACCACCUGCUGAUCGAGGGCCCCUCGGGGACCGUGUCCCUGCCCUUCAGCCUCAAAGCCAACAGACCGCCCCUGGAAGUGUUAAAAAAAAUAUUCCCCAACCAGAAGCCGACGGUGCUGGAGCUGAUCCUGAAGGGCUGCGGGGGCGACUUGGUGAGCGCCGUGGAGGUCCUUCUGUCCAGCCGCUCGUCCGUCUCCGCGGCGGCAGACAGAACUGCGGCCGAGCCCGAGGGGCUGGUGCUGCCCUCCAACGGCCACAUCUUCGAACACAGCCUGAGCUCCUACCCCAUCUCCUCGUCCAAGUGGUCCGUGGGCUCGGCCUUCAGGGUCCCGGACACGCUGAGGUUUUCGGCCGACUCCAGUAACGUUGUCCCCAACCCCUUGGCGGUCCCCCUGCAGCACCCCUUCCCCCAGCCGCCCCGCUACCCGCUGAUGCUGAGGAAUACCUUGGCGAGGAACCAGUCCAGCCCCUUUUUGCCCAACGACGUCACCCUGUGGAACACGAUGACGCUGCAGCAGCAGUACCAGCUGAGGUCCCAGUACGUGGGCCCCUUCCCCACUAACUCAGCCGGCGUCUUCCGGAGCUCGCCUGUCCUCCCCGCGCGCGCCCCCGAGGACCCCCGCAUCUCCAUCCCCGACGACGGCUGUCCGAUCGUGGCCAAGCAGUCCAUCUACACCGAGGACGACUACGACGAGCGGUCCGACUCCUCGGACUCCAGGAUACUCAACACAUCCUCUUAAAGGGCUUACCUGCCGGGUGGGGACCAGGUGACGUUUUCUGUGCAUCUGCCCCUCCCCCACAUCCCCCUCCCCCUCGCGAGGAGAGGUCACGACCUGUGUAU